UCACCGCAGAAUGUCUAUGAAAAAGCCCUGCACAGAACACUUUUUUUUAAACACAGUGAAGAAGAGCGAUUUUUAUUUACCAUCGAAAACAUUCAAAAUGGCGUACCAUCAACAACAGCAAAAUGUUGAUCAAAAUUAUUUAUGGGGAAUUUUUCAAAGAGUUGAUAAGGACAGAAGUGGUACCAUAACGUCAGUUGAGCUGCAGCAGGCUCUUUCAAACGGAUCAUGGACACCGUUUAAUCCAGAAACAGUUAGAUUAAUGAUAGGUAUGUUUGACCAAGACAGAAAUGGUAAUAUUAAUUUUCAAGAGUUUGGCGCUUUAUGGAAAUAUGUAACGGAUUGGCAAAAUUGUUUCCGGAACUUUGACAGAGACAAUUCUGGAUCUAUAGACAAAAAUGAGUUGAAACAAGCGCUAACUUCAUUUGGUUACAGAUUAUCUGAAAAAUUCUACGAUAUUUUAAUCCGGAAAUUCGACCGUACAAACAGAGGAGUGAUCACAUUCGAUGAUUUCAUCCAAUGUUGUGUGGUGUUGCAGACCCUUACUUCCGCCUUUAUGAGACAUGACACUAAUCGAAAUGGAUGGAUUGAAAUCAAUUACGAAAAUUUUCUCUCACUCGUGUUUAGUUUAAAAAAAUCUUGAUGGAUUUAAAUUCUCCUUACCAUUCGCUAAUUAUUUGUUUAAGUAUAGUAGACGAACAUAUUUCGAGUAAUAAUAUCUUUUUUGGUUUUAUCAAAUAUUGAAAAUCCUUGCACUGGAUGAUGCCUGUUAUCGAGACAACAUUACUGUUGCUGACAUCAGCAAAAAAGAUAGCACUCCGAUUUUUCUUCCUAACAUUUUUCCCGAUAUAUGUUCGUUAACUUUAAAUAAGAAACAUUUUGUAGUUUAUUUUUGUGGUAUUUAGCAAAGUUCACUUAUUAUAUAAGCUUAGUUUUUAAUAUUCUGUACGAGUAACUUUUCACGCUCAACGAUCUAUGCGGUUAUUUGUGCGAAAGUUUAAUUCGAUGCGAUCUUUUUCGGUUAGUACUCCAUCAUCUGGGGUGUUUUUUAUUUAGACAAGCAAAACCAACAUAUUAAACGAAUUUUUUGUUUGUUUGUUUUUGCAUCGUGUAAUUCUCACGAAAUUCAAGUCUAAAUGAUGUUGGCUUUUUGUCCGCUCUGUUGCAGAAAAUGUCCACCUUUUUACUUUCAAAAUAGAUACAGCUAACAAUCAUCCAACGUGCAGUACAGCAGUUCAGACCUCUUUCUCUCCG
This is a messenger RNA of Hydractinia symbiolongicarpus, 1251 nucleotides long. Its product is annotated as programmed cell death protein 6-like. Bases 11 to 640 code for a protein of 209 amino acids. The record is from RefSeq and is a predicted model, not a curated record. The transcript has 6 exons. Lineage: Eukaryota; Metazoa; Cnidaria; Hydrozoa; Anthoathecata; Hydractiniidae. Gene Ontology annotation, molecular function: calcium ion binding.